This is a messenger RNA of Clunio marinus, 180 nucleotides long. The record is from the annotation of a GenBank genome assembly. NCBI's taxonomy places the organism in Eukaryota, Metazoa, Arthropoda, Insecta, Diptera, Chironomidae.
AUGAAAUUUUUCUUUCCUAAACCGAGAAGAGAAUAUCAUCACGAUACAAAGAACCUGCUUACACAACAAAUAUCACGCUUUAAUCAAACACAUUACACGCUUUAUCACACUGUUAGAUCUCUAGGAUGUUUCUGUUUGUCCGGCUUCAAGGGAAAUUUUGAUGAAUUGGCUUCAUGGUGA